Molecule: messenger RNA, 2064 nt
Organism: Brassica oleracea var. oleracea
Lineage: Eukaryota; Viridiplantae; Streptophyta; Magnoliopsida; Brassicales; Brassicaceae
Product: ascorbate transporter, chloroplastic-like
Exons: 12
Coding region: 227-1828 (533 amino acids)
Biological process (GO): transmembrane transport
Molecular function (GO): transmembrane transporter activity
Source: RefSeq, a predicted model, not a curated record
ACGAGAAGAAGAUGAAGAGCCACGUGUCACAAUAUCGACCCACCCUCUCUCUCUCUCUCUCCACCAUAUGGCUGGCUACUACUGCCACUAGCGAACUUCCCGCUUUCAUCGAAUAAGGCUGCAGAAGCCUCUCUGCCUCUCUCACUUACUUGCAGCAGGAUGGCAAUCGGUGGGUUGAUUUCAAACAGGAACUUGGGCUCCUUCAUCGGCUCAGUAUUCAUCAUCCAUGCACGCGCGGGUACAGUUCUUCGUAAGCAUCCUUGUUUUGGGUUUAUUUGUAGGCAACAACAGGGCCAUGCUCUCUCAGGAGCUCUGUCAUAGAAAAUCAAAUGCAUUGUGCCCUUCUCAUCAACAAAGGCACAUUUCAUCUCUGCAAGCCGCUACAUUACAGCAUGAACUUGGACACAGCAGAAGAGGUUUUCGAUGUUUCCUUCUACCCACUAGACUAUUUAGGUUUAAGGACAACACAUCUCGUGCUUCCUACAAAUCUUCUGAGGAGUCCCAAGGAGCUGGAGCCAUUGACCCACUGCCAUAUGCGGAAGCUAUUUUAGUCCAAGGGAACGCCUCCUGGUGGCAGCAGCAGUUUCCUAGGCGUUGGGUGAUCGUGCUCUUAUGCUUUGCUUCCUUUCUUCUUUGCAAUAUGGACCGUGUUAACAUGAGCGUUGCGAUUCUUCCCAUGUCUCAACAAUAUAACUGGAACAGUGCUACUGUUGGCUUGAUUCAGUCCUCCUUCUUCUGGGGCUAUUUGCUUACCCAGAUUCUGGGAGGUAUCUGGGCUGAUAAGUAUGGAGGGAAGGUGGUUUUAGGUUUUGGUGUUGUCUGGUGGUCCAUUGCCACCGUUAUGACUCCUAUUGCUGCGAAACUUGGUCUCCCCUUUUUGCUUGUCGUGCGGGCUUUCAUGGGCAUUGGCGAGGGUGUUGCUAUGCCUGCGAUGAACAACAUGCUUUCUAAAUGGAUCCCUGUCUCAGAGAGAAGCAGAUCGCUUGCACUUGUCUAUAGUGGCAUGUAUCUCGGUUCUGUUACUGGACUUGGAUUCUCUCCUAUGCUUAUCCAAAAUUUCGGAUGGCCAUCAGUUUUCUAUUCGUUUGGCUCCCUUGGAAGUAUUUGGUUUCUGCUAUGGCUUAAAUAUGCAUAUAGCUCUCCCAAAGAUGACCCUGAGCUAAGUGAAGAAGAAAAGAAGAUUAUACUCGGAGGUAGCAAACCACGGGAACCUGUUACAGUCAUUCCAUGGAAGCUGAUUCUGUCUAAACCCCCCGUCUGGGCGCUCAUAAUUUCUCACUUCUGCCAUAAUUGGGGAACAUUCAUACUAUUGACAUGGAUGCCUACAUAUUACAAUCAGGUCUUGAAGUUCAACCUGACUGAGUCAGGGCUCCUAUGCGUCUUACCAUGGUUUACAAUGGCUGUAUUGGCUAAUGUUGGAGGUUGGAUUGCUGAUACUCUCGUGAGCAGAGGUCUUUCUAUUACAUCCGUUAGGAAGAUCAUGCAAUCAAUUGGUUUUCUGGGUCCUGCCUUCUUCCUGACUCAGCUGAGCCGUGUCAAAACUCCAGCAAUGGCCGUUCUCUGCAUGGCAUGCAGUCAGGGCGCGGAUGCAUUCUCUCAGUCGGGUCUCUACUCUAAUCAUCAAGACAUUGGCCCACGCUACGCUGGUGUACUCUUGGGACUUUCAAACACAGCAGGAGUCCUGGCUGGUGUCUUUGGCACUGCAGCUACUGGCUACAUCCUCCAGCGAGGUUCAUGGGACGAUGUGUUCAAAGUAGCAGUUGGACUGUAUUUAAUUGGAACUCUGGUGUGGAACUUGUUCGCAACCGGAGAGAAGGUUCUCGACUAGCCAGCAGCCGCUGAUGAACAAAGUAGCCAGUUGGUGUGAGGAAAGCUCUUUAUAUGUUUUCUUUGCUUAAAAUUUGAUCUAAUAGCGAAAGUGGUUGCCUUUGUUUGUUAAGAAAAUGUAUUCUUAUUUUUUGGGACUUUUUAAAAAGCUUACAAUUCGAUGGGGAAGGAGAACACUUAAAAUGUAAAGCUCACAUAAAGAAGAAAAGAAACAGCAACCAGUUAUGCAUAUUCCCU